Messenger RNA from Eruca vesicaria subsp. sativa (arugula), 480 nucleotides. NCBI's taxonomy places the organism in Eukaryota, Viridiplantae, Streptophyta, Magnoliopsida, Brassicales, Brassicaceae. The record is from the annotation of a GenBank genome assembly.
AGGGAGAAUAUAAGGAAUCAUGAAGUUAUAGUUGUAGGUGAGAGGUUACACAGCUUCAAGGUCUCAUCAAUGGAGAAUUCUUAUUCCUCAUCCUCUGUUGACAGUACUAAGCCUUCACCUUCUGAAUCUUCUGUUAAUCUCUCCCUUAGCCUCACCUUUCCUUCUACUUCUUCACAAAGAGAGACAAGUCAAGAUUGGCCCCCUAUAAAACCUCGUUUAAGAGACACACUAAAGAGUCUUCGUCAUCGUCAACGCGGUUACAACACAGCUCUCUUUGUCAAGGUUUAUAUGGAAGGUGUCCCCAUUGGGAGAAAGCUCAAUCUUUCCACAUUCUCAGGCUACGAGAGUAUGUUAGAAUAUCUGUCUCACAUGUUCGAUACUUCAGUUAUCUGCGGUUCACGAGAUAGAAAACACCACGUUUUGACGUAUCAAGACAAAGAUGGAGAUUGGAUGAUGGUCGGUGACAUUCCAUGGGAGUAA